This is a messenger RNA of Aedes albopictus (Asian tiger mosquito), 2464 nucleotides long. RefSeq lists its product as uncharacterized. The record is from RefSeq and is a predicted model, not a curated record. Gene Ontology annotation, molecular function: zinc ion binding; nucleic acid binding. The coding region runs from base 793 to 1731 and encodes 312 amino acids. Lineage: Eukaryota; Metazoa; Arthropoda; Insecta; Diptera; Culicidae. The transcript is spliced from 3 exons.
UUAAACCAUCAUAAAACCCAAAUAAAAGUGUAAGAUUUCCAUUCGAUGUUUUGAACUUUCGAUGUUCAUGGCUUGAACCCCCUUCGAUAAUUGAAUGUAAACAAUACGAAGAAGAAAAGAUACAGUGUAGCACAGUUAUGUGGUGCUUAAAAGCAACAGCAAUAAACAGGUUCGCUCUCUUUUGCUUGACAACCAUCUAGACAUCAAGACGUGUUAUUUUUUAUUAAAAGAAGAAACUUUCAGUGUCGACGAGGUGAAAUAAGUUAGUCUCGGUUUUAGAAGUGAGCUGUGAGCGGGUUGAAAAGACGGUGACGGUGAAAUUCGGCUGGUUGUGUUGCGCUGUGUGCUGUUGGAGAAACGCCUACGGAGGUGGAAAGCCCAAGCGGAGCAGAAGUGAUCCCGUUCAAGGUCAGCAGGGCUGGUAGCAACCUGAUUCAAUAGUAUUUUUUUUGCCGGUCGAUUGUGACGCCAUCGCCGAGUGUUCAGCGCUAUUGAAGCGACACGUAUCCCAGCGGCUGUGAAAAUCAGGAGUGUGUGCCGUGCUACCGGUGCGAUAGUGUACUAGCCACGUAGAAGCGAUAACCAGGGAUCGCUGGUUCCCCGCCGGUGCAUUACUUGAGCUCGAGCACAACCGGUGCUGCAGGAAUAAACUUGGGCGGAUUACAUCGGACAGCGAAGCGAAUCAGGAACCUGAAAACGUAGUCUCGUAGCAACUGAUAAGGUAGGAUUUUUUUUCUAUUUAGACCUUUUUGCAUUGUGUUCUUUUGUUGAGAUAGUUUCAUUGUAACAGAGAUGGCGCUGAUUGGAUCGGUUGAGCCCUAUGUCCCCAAUACGUCCUUUUCCAAUUAUGUGGAGCAUUUUGAGUACUUUUUUUCGGCGAACAAUUUGGCAGAAGAUAAGAAGAAGGAUUUGUUCAUGAAUUUGUGCGGUAUGACGGUUUUUAACGAAUUGAAAUUACUCUAUCCUGCAACCGAUUUAAAAACAUUGAGCUACGCGGAUAUAACGAAAAAACUGAAAGAGCGCUUCGACAGGGUAGAAUCGGAAGUAGUGUUGCGAUAUAAGUUUCGAUGUCGAAUGCAAAGCCCAACGGAGUCUGGUGAAAAUUAUAUUUUAGCGGUUAAAUUGCUUGCUGAGCAGUGUGAUUUUGGGGAGUUUCGCGAUUCUGCAAUCCGAGACCAAUUGAUUUAUGGCAUUUACGACAAAGAUUUACAGCGACAGCUUUUGAAUGAGGACAAUUUACUGCUUAAAACGGCGGAGAAGCUUAUUAAAAACCGUGACCUGGUAUCUGCUAGAGCAAUGGCGAUUAAUCCUGAUAAUGUGAAUUCCGUUAGGUUCAGAUUAGGCCGCCGCGAUACUAGGUAUGAGAGGCGGUUUGACGCGUAUAAUAGAAGUGAUAGGUCGCGAAGCAGGAAUAGAGAUCGUUACGCCAGGAAUGAGGAAAGGACUUACCAUGGACGUUCAGAUGUGGCACGAAGAUUUCCUGGUAAAGGAAGAUAUGCUAAUUUUACGUGUUUCUUUUGUAACCAAAAAGGACAUGUACAGAAAAACUGUUAUCGCUUCAAAAAUAGCCAAAAGACCACGGUGAAUUUCGUCAAGGAGUCGGAUCAGGAUACGGAUUCGGAAAACGUUCACGAUUAUUUCAAGCGAUUAAGGGUUGAAUACGAUACUGAAAACGAGUCAGCAGAUAUCGUUGGGGAGCCAUCUGAUCUCGGCUCACAAGGGGCAGAUUAGAUUGGCCGGCCAGGAAGGACGUCGGCGUAAGGUCGUGCUUCGGAGGAUGGAGACGGAUGGUAGGCGCGGCACGAAAAGGCAACGAACGAAUUCUGAUGAUGAGCCACCCUGUUUAGGGCUUUCACCACCGCCGGCCCGAGAUGAAGUACAUCCUCGAGCACUACGUUUGGACCGACCGCCCGAAAAGCGAAGAGCUGCCCCAGGAAUGGCUAGAAGCGAAGAUGAACUCAGGCGAUCAUCUCGCAUUCGGAAGAAGAACAGUGAUGAAAUAUUUAUGUAUUACUAGUGGAAGUGUGAUUUCGAACAAUACGAUUUUGGUAAUAUUUAAUGAAGUACAAUUAACCGAUAACAGUGAAUUCAGAGCUAGAUUAGUAAGGAGAACUCGUUAACAUGUUCAAAUUAAGACUAACCAGUAGUUUAAUUUAAAAUUCAACGAUUUUCGAAAUUGUUACUAAAAGGGGAAGAUAUUGUAAGAUUUCCAUUCGAUGUUUUGAACUUUCGAUGUUCAUGGCUUGAACCCCCUUCGAUAAUUGAAUGUAAACAAUACGAAGAAGAAAAGAUACAGUGUGGCACAGUUAUGUGGUGCUUAAAAGCAACAGCAAUAAACAGGUUCGCUCUCUUUUGCUUGACAACCAUCUAGACAUCAAGACGUGUUAUUUUUUAUUAAAAGAAGAAACUUUCAAAAAGAUGUCAGGUUUUAUGACAGUUCUCAAUACCUGUACAAAGGUACAAA